Molecule: messenger RNA, 621 nt
Organism: Parnassius apollo (apollo)
Lineage: Eukaryota; Metazoa; Arthropoda; Insecta; Lepidoptera; Papilionidae
Source: the annotation of a GenBank genome assembly
AUGAGCAGGUGCAGAAUGAUACGAGCCGGGAGAGUGGUCGUUGUUGCAGUCGCCGCUGUGCUGGUCUGCUGUAAUGCUGAUCCACACAGGGAACAAGAUGGGAGCGUAAGUGAACACAGCUCAGACCGCUACGAUGCUAAUGAUUAUAGACAAAGAGAAUUACAAAACUUUUGGAGGUUCCUCUGGCAAAAGGAACACAGAAAUGGGGACAGAAACCUUAACGGUAUUGGCGGUAGCACAUUGUUGGGUAGGAACGUUAAUAGUCUCAGUGUGCCAACAUCUCGGGGAAGUUAUGGAAAAAUUCCGGACGGAAUAGGUGGAUCUACUUUAUUAGGCAGAGAUGCUGAAGGAGAAAGUAACGUAUAUGCCCGAUUCGUAGAUGCUCUUGGUGGCGGCAAUUUUGUCCGUAACUUGGACUCUCUUGGUGGAGGGAAUUUCGUUAGAAAUCUUGAUUCACUGGGCGGAAGCAACUUCAUCAAAAGAAACUUAGAUCAAAUUGGAGGACCUAACUUUGUUAAAAGAAAUUUAGACUCGUUAGGUGGUGGAAAUUUCGUUCGAAAUUUAGACCCUCUUGGUGGAGACAACUUUGUGCGAUCCCUUGACGAUGAAAACUUUAUUUAA